AUGCUGCUUCUUUCGGUAAUGGUCGCUCUUAUGAGCGCGAGCCAUGUGCAAGCCAAGGCGGUCUUUACUCAUUUCAUGAGAGAUAUUCGUCUAGCCCAGGACUCCCACAUCGAUGCUUUCGCUCUGAACAUCGCGAACAACGGCGGCUACGCCGGUCAGGUCGCCAAUGCAUUCUCCGCAGCCAAUUCCCUUGGGUUCAAACUCUUCUUCUCCUUCGACUACGCUGCCCAAGGAGCAUUUGCACAGCAGGAUGUCAUCAAUCUGAUUAACCAGUAUCGUUCCAACGGUGCAUACUACCAAUACAAUGGCAAGCCAUUUGUGUCUACUUUCGAAGGCCCCGGAAGCUCUGGUGACUGGAACACGAUCAAGUCUCAGACCGGAUGCUUCUUCAUUCCCGACUGGUCGUCAUUGGGCGCUCAAGCUGCUGUCAGUCGUGGCGUUGUGGAUGGUCUUUUCAGUUGGGAGGCAUGGCCGUCAGGACCAAACGACAUGACCACGAAGCCAGACGAGUCUUACAAGAGCGCUCUGGGUGGCAAGCCCUACAUGAUGCCUAACUGGCUGUGGCGUGGCGAUGAUCUGUGGUUUGACCGCUGGAACCAGGUCAUGUCUGUGCAACCAGACUUUGUCGAGAUCUUGACAUGGAACGAUUGGGGCGAGUCGCACUACAUUGCUCCUUUGGACAAUAGACAAUGGGGUCUGUUCAGUGCUGGCAAUGGCAACGCGCCUUACAAUUACGCUGAAGGCAUGCCUCAUGAUGGGUGGCGACAGUUCCUUCCCUAUGUUAUCGAUAUGUACAAGAAUGGCAGGGCCUCUAUCUCGACAGAAGGUCUCGUCGCAUGGUACAGAAAAUCACCGGGCUCGGCGUGCUCCAGUGGAGGCACCACCGGCAACUCGGCAAGCCAGGGCCAACAAGAAUACCCUCCGACUCAAGUCGCACAAGACAAGGUGUUCUUCUCUGCACUGCUUACAUCUUCCGCUGAUGUGGUCGUCAGUAUCGGCGGUACGACCCAGACCGGAUCCUGGGAGAACACUCCAGGUGGUGGCUCUGGCAUAUACCACGGUAGCGUGCUAUUCAACGGUCGCGGUGCUGUGACCGUUAAGAUCUCCAGGAACGGAAAAGUCAUCAUGCAGAUAAAUGGAGAUUCAAUCACAGACAGCUGUACCAAUGGUAUCGAGAACUGGAACGCAUGGGUAGGCAGUGCUAGUGCUAGUGCUACAGGCUCUGGAUCUGGCAUCGGAUCCAGCUCAUCUUCCAGCAAGGUUUCCUCCACCCUCAAAACCUCUAGUACCACCCCUGCUUCUACACCCACCAGUGGUAGUGGCUCAUAUUGUGUUGCCGGCACCGGAAACGGCAACCUAGCCGGUCUCUGCAGUUUUUCUUGUAAUCAUGGAUUCUGUCCUUCGAACGCUUGUACCUGUACCCAGCGAGGUCGUCAAGUGACUCCUCCAGCCGUCUCGAACACUCUCGGAUUCCCUGUAGCGGGUCAAGAUAUCGCUCUCUACAGUGGCCUUUGCGAGUUUACUUGUGGUCACGGCUAUUGCCCUUCAGGCGCUUGCACUUCGGACCCCUCAAAGGCAGCAAAUGGCGAUGGCUCCUUCUGCGCUGGUGGCACCGGAAGCGGAAAUUUAGCAGGACUUUGCAGCUUCUCUUGCAACUAUGGAUUCUGCCCUAGCAAUGCUUGCACUUGCACCCAAAGAGGAAGUCGGAUCAAUCCUCCUGCUGCCUCCAACACUCUUGGGUUCCCAGUCGCUGGCCAAAAUGUGGCACAGUAUAGCGGUCUUUGCGAGUUUGCUUGCAGUCAUGGUUACUGUCCUUCGGGCGCUUGCACUUCUGAUCCUUCUAAAUCGGCUUAG
Messenger RNA from Aureobasidium vineae, 1854 nucleotides. Lineage: Eukaryota; Fungi; Ascomycota; Dothideomycetes; Dothideales; Saccotheciaceae. The record is from the annotation of a GenBank genome assembly.